Molecule: messenger RNA, 515 nt
Organism: Drosophila miranda
Lineage: Eukaryota; Metazoa; Arthropoda; Insecta; Diptera; Drosophilidae
Exons: 3
Coding region: 42-404 (120 amino acids)
Source: RefSeq, a predicted model, not a curated record
UCAGGGGACUAACCAUUAAAUGCUUGUUACUCGUUGCGAAAAUGAAUAUGAAUUAUAGUCGGAGCUUAAUUCGGGUCCUAAUUGGGCUCAUGCUCCUGUCCCUGGCGGAUUCUCUGGUGCACUAUUGGAAACUGGAAGCAGGCGCAGAAGAAGGGUGCAAAUUCGAAGACCGCGACCUUAAAAUAGAUGAAACGGCGAAGAACCCAGAUGUGUGCGGGGUCCUAGCAUGCCAGAACAAUCAAGGCGACGCCCUCAUUCAAUACUGCCAAAUACCAGCCGUCUUUGCAGGCUGUGAUGCAGAUUCCGUGAAGACGGACGCGGAUUGGCCCGAUUGUUGCUGGCUUUGCGUUACGGAGGUGAACUGUGCCAAACACGAAGUAACAACCACGGAGGAGCCCCUCUAAUAGUUCAUAUAUUUACCCAUGCAAAAUCAUGGAUCAUGGCGGAAUAAAUCAAGCUGGAGACUUUGGGGCACCUGCCCUUGCAACAGGUCUCAGUCUCAUCUUACCCCCCAA